ACAUUUCGAUGUGCUAAAAAAAUAGUUUUUUUAUGGAAUAAUGAAAGCGAAAAAAUCAACAAAAGCAUUCUCAUUUUCGACAACAUGUAGGUUAUGUUUAGCACCACAAAAUAAUAUGAUACAAAUUUUUGAUAAAAAUGUACCAGAUCUACCAAAUAAUAUUUUUUAUUGUACUUCGUUGCGUGUAAUUCAAAAUGAUCGACUUCCACAUUCGGUAUGCAAUGCAUGCUUUGAACAGAUUGUAAAAUUUGUAACAUUUAAACAAAUAUGCCAUAAAGCUGAUGAACUACUACGUGAAUCAGUGAACUCGGAUAACACCGAUAUUGAUCAAUCAUUAUUUGAUACCGAUUCGCAACCAUUCAAAGAUGAACAAUACGAAAAUAGUCAAGAUGAAAUUAAAUAUUUAUCAAAACCUGAGUCAGCGAUCCAGGAUGAUAUUGGAAUCAGUGGUGAUUAUGAUGAACAAUCAAAUCAUGAUGAUAGUUUUGAUCAACGCGAUGAUUCUUUUGAUCAACAAUUGGAAGAUGAUUUGGAUUAUAAACCAUCACAGGUUUAUGCCAAACAUCCGGGAAAUCGAAGGGGGCGGCCACCUGGAAGAAAAAAUAGCAAUAGAACAUCAGAUGACGAUUCCUGUCCAACAAAAUCAACCAGGAAAAAACGAAUGUUUUCAACAAACCAGGAAGAUUAUGAACUGUAUGAUUCGGAAGAUGAUUCUUUGGAAAGUUAUUUAAUUGCUUUGGAGAGACAAGAUAUGAUAAAACAAGCUGCAAAAUGUAAUUACAUUUGUAAUAUUUGUUUCGCGUCAUCGAAAACAAUGUUGGAUUAUCUGGAACAUCAAGAAAAUCAUGAAGGAAAACCUGUUUUCCAUUGUGAAAGAUGUCCAGAGGUAUUUAAUAAAAAAGUCGAUCUCAUUAUUCAUGAAGGUCAACAUCAAGUUCCUUGUCCCACUUGUGGAAAAUUAGUGCGUCCUAUUAGCUUAAAAACACACAUGGUCUCACAUACAGAUAAAUUUAAAUGUCAAAUAUGUGGCGUACGUACUGGCAAUAAAAAACAAUUAGAAAGUCAUGACUUUCUAGUACACAACGAAAUUCGUGAACACGUUUGUGAAACGUGUGGCAAACGUUUCAAAACAAAAUCCGCCCUCAAAACACACAAUAAAUCACACAGUGAUAUUCGUGCCUAUCCGUGUAAACUCUGCUCGUAUGCUGGACGUACAGCGAGUGGUCUUUACACACACAUGACACAACAUGCAAACGAUCAAAUUGUUUGCGAUGUCUGUGCUAAAAUAUUCACAUCACGACGACGACUCAACGAUCAUAAAUGGCGGAUACAUAAUCCGGAGAAGAAACAUGAAUGUUCGUUCUGUUUGAAGAAAUUUGCACAAAAAUCUAAGUUAACUGUACAUAUACGAGUGCACACCGGUGAUCGUCCGUACUCGUGUAAGUUGUGUGCGAGAGCGUUUGCACGAUCUGAAGUGUGUAGGGCACAUGAAGCGAAGUGUGCUAUGCAACGGUUUCGUUCACAUUGUGCGCUUCCAGCACCGAAUAGUGAUGGUAGUGCCAUUGUAGUGGAGCAGCAACAAGCGCCAGUAUCAUCGUCUGAUGCGAGCUCGUUUUUCAAAAAGGAAGAUAAAUUUUGUGAUAGUGCACUUUUACAAAGAACUGAAUUAUCCAAUGUAUUAUAAAGUGUUUUGUUUCCUUGGUAAAUGUUCCUUCUAUAGAGUGGCCACAAACCGGCAAAAUCGGGAACAAUCAAAAAAUUUGAACGGCAACAAAUUUCCUUCCUGCAAACUUUGUUGAUAUUUCAAUAAUAUUGAAGAAUUUAAAACUUGGGCAUUAUAUUUUGUAAACGUACAACUUAUCUCAAAUUUUUAACAUUAGGAAUAUUAUUAAUUUUUUUGAGACAACCUGUAUAUAAAAAUAUACUUAUUGUACAUAAGUUUUUUUACUUAAAUUAGGGUGGAUUAUGAAAAUUAUGAAAUGCUCCGGACUUGGACCUUGAAUCGAACCCAGAUAAAUCUGAGUUGGCCAUUCAUGCAGUGAUUUGUACGUAGAUUUUUUUAUCUCUUUUUUUAUCUAAAAGAAUUAUAAUUUUCUUAUAAACCAAUCAAAAUCAACGAUGAACGAAUUGAACUAAACUGCACACCUCGCGUUUACAUUUUAACUGAAUUCUUUCAUGUAUGCAACAUUUUUUCAUGUUCCAACGCAGAUGUUAGAAGAUAUGCCCUACUUUUGUUGUAUUCAACUCAAAGUUCAAACCAGUGUUGCCAGAUUUCCCGUUUUUUCUUCGAAAUUUACCGUUUUUAUUAUUUAGGUAGCACAUUUAUAAUAAUGAAGAAUCAUGCUAAGCCACUACAUUUCGCACCUCGGCGGAUAUUUUGAAUUUAAUUUGAUGAACUUUUUAUUCGGUAAAAAUUUGAUUUAUCUAAAAAUA
Molecule: messenger RNA, 2433 nt
Organism: Chrysoperla carnea
Lineage: Eukaryota; Metazoa; Arthropoda; Insecta; Neuroptera; Chrysopidae
Product: zinc finger protein 3 homolog
Exons: 6
Coding region: 41-1684 (547 amino acids)
Biological process (GO): regulation of transcription by RNA polymerase II
Cellular component (GO): nucleus
Molecular function (GO): RNA polymerase II cis-regulatory region sequence-specific DNA binding; DNA-binding transcription activator activity, RNA polymerase II-specific; zinc ion binding
Source: RefSeq, a predicted model, not a curated record